AUGCUGGAUUAUCUUAAAGAGUGGAAAGAGACUGGCGGUAGUGGAGGCUCCGAUGGCAGGGGCGACCGUCCCUUCUUCGGGUACCUUCCCUUCACAGCGCCGCAUUGGCCAUUGCAGGCACCGCGCGAGUAUAUCGACCACUACCACGGUGUAUACGACGAAGGCCCAGAUGUGCUACGCCAGAAACGGCUGCGGCACUUGAAGGAACUGGGAAUGGUGCGCGACGACGUCGAGCCACAUCCCGUGCAGGCCGAGGUCAAGCCGUGGGAGGAGUAUAGCGCAACGGCGCAGAAGGCACCAUCUACGAGGCUUAUCCGAUGGGCACGAACGGCGUCACGCCUCAUCUGCAGAAAUACUACGAUAACAGCAUCGAAAACCUUGGAAACGGUAAUUCGUUCAUCUGGUACGGCCCGCGCUGGGCACAGGCGGCUACCGCGCCUUCACGUCCUUACAGGGCUUGCACUACAGAGUACUGAGGGUGGCGUCAGCGUUCUUUUCACAUGCCGCUUCCCUACAAAUCUCAACAUCAAUCCGUUAAAUGUUGCCGCCAAGGGCGGUAUCACCGAUCAGUUCGCCACAGUCAUGGAUCUGGCACCAUCUAUCUUAGAUAUGGCAGGUACUAACCAUCCAGCGCCUACGUACCAGGGCUGCGAGAUUGUCGAAAUGCGUGGACGUAGCUUCCACCCCUGGGCAGUUGGCGAGGUGCAGCGGAUGCACCCGGUUGAUUUCAUCCGGGGCUGGGAGACGUGGCCCGGAGCAAUGGCAGUUAUACAAUCUUGCGCGAGAUCCGGCGAGAUCCAUGAUCUGUCAGAUGCCGAGCCGGAGAAGCUGAAGCAGCUCCUCAAGCUCUGGGAUCAGUAUGUCCUUGAGACGGGUCUUGUCCCGCUGUGUCCUAGUCUUGGGGAAUUCUUGGAGGCGACUGAAGCGCAGAUGCCGGAGAAGGCGUGGAUGGAGUUUGAUUACUGGACAGACGGGGCUAGGGAUCAGCCGGGGAAGUUCUCUCGUCAACCGCCGAGAUUUCAACGGACAGUGAAGCCUUUCUGA
This is a messenger RNA of Penicillium paradoxum, 1044 nucleotides long. RefSeq lists its product as uncharacterized. Gene Ontology annotation, molecular function: arylsulfatase activity. The coding region runs from base 1 to 1044 and encodes 347 amino acids. Lineage: Eukaryota; Fungi; Ascomycota; Eurotiomycetes; Eurotiales; Aspergillaceae. The transcript has 2 exons. The record is from RefSeq and is a predicted model, not a curated record.